Molecule: messenger RNA, 3385 nt
Organism: Macadamia integrifolia
Lineage: Eukaryota; Viridiplantae; Streptophyta; Magnoliopsida; Proteales; Proteaceae
Exons: 25
Coding region: 166-3120 (984 amino acids)
Biological process (GO): carbohydrate metabolic process
Molecular function (GO): catalytic activity; carbohydrate binding
Source: RefSeq, a predicted model, not a curated record
UAUAAAUUAAUGGCGAUGGAUUUUGCUUUUACGAUCGAUUUGUGGGAAGAGAGGAUAACAGAUUUCAUUAUCAUUCUCUUCCCAAUUUCUCUUUUCAGUUUUCUUCCAUUGCGCUUUUGUUCUAACUCUGACUGAUCUCCAUUGAAGCAAAAGAAAGAUUCUAAAAUGAAGAAGGUGUCUUGGAUGAAAAGCUCCCUCCUUUGCUUAUUGAUUCUGCAACUUUUCCUGUUGGGUGAUUGUUCUUUAAAAACAGAGGAGACAAGACAGAAUCCUCGAAAAAUCCUUGGCCAAGUACCUGCAUCAUCUCCUCGACUGCAGUUACGGAAUCAAGAUAAAUAUGUUGUGAUGGACAACGGCCUCCUCCAAGUGACCUUAUCAAAGCCGGGAGGGUUCAUGACUAAUAUCACUUACAAAGGAAGUGCUAAUUUAUUGGAGCAUCGUAACGCAGAAGACAGUAGAGCCUAUUGGGAUAUUGUGUGGAGACCGCCUACAGCUAGAAAUGGAUCCGGAGAAGGAACAUUUGAAAAGAUUGGUGCUCAUGAUUUCAAGGUCAUAGUGGAAAAGCCAGAACAAAUUGAGCUUUCAUUCACGAUAACAUGGAAUUCCGCUAUUGGAAACAAAGUUGUUCCCUUAAAUAUGGACAUAAGGUAUGUAAUGCUACCAGGUCGCUCUGGUUUCUACUCAUACGCCAUUUUUGAGCAUUUGCAAGGAUGGCCCGGUUUCACCUUGGAAGAAACCAGAAUUGCUUUCAAGCUCAGCCAAGACUUGUUUCACUACAUGGCCGUAUCGGACCAAAGGCAAAGGAUCAUGCCCACAUUAGCAGACCGAACGAAUGGUCAACCCUUGGCCUACCCAGAAGCAGUUAAAUUGACAAAUCCAAGCAAUCCUGAAUUCAAGGGAGAGGGUGAGGAUAUGAAGUUAAGAACUAAUUUCAGUUUGAACUGUGAGAAUCUUCAGAGAGAGAGGUGUCUGGAAAACUUGAAACUUUCUGUUGGUUUUUGCCUAAUUUUGGAUUUAAAGCUUAUUAUAAACAUGGAGAAGGUGUCUUGGAUGGAAAGGUCCCUCAUUUGCUUAGGAUUGCUUCUGCAACUGUUCCUGUUGGGUGAUUGUUCUUUGAAAACAAAUUGGACAAGAAACAUUCCUCAAAGAAUCAAUGGCCAAGUACCUGCGUCGUCUCCUCAGCUGCAGUUACGGAUUGAAGAACAAUAUGUUGUGAUGGACAAUGGCCUCCUCCAAGUGAACUUAUCAAAGCCUGGAGGAUUCAUUACUGCUAUAAGUUACAAUGGAACCGAUAAUUUAUUGGAGCAUCGCAACAGCGAAGAAGGUAGAGGCUAUUGGGAUCUUGUGUGGAGAACGCCUACUACUGGAAAUAGAUCCAAAAGAGGAACGUAUGAAAACAUCCGUGGGCAAAAUUUCAAGGUCAUAUUGGAAAAGGAAGAACAAAUUGAGCUUUCAUUCACAAUGACAUGGGAUUCCUCUACUGGAGACAAAGGUGUUCCCUUAAAUAUAGACAAAAGGUUUGUAAUGCUACCAGGUUGCUCUGGUUUUUACUCAUACGCCAUUUAUGAGCAUUUGGAAGGAUGGCCCGGUUUCACCAUGGAAAGAACCAGAAUUGCUUUCAAGCUCAGCCAAGACUUGUUUCACUACAUGGCCAUAUCGGAUCAGAGGCAAAGGAUCAUGCCCACAUCAGAAGACCGGGAGAAUGGUCAACCCUUGGCCUACCCAGAAGCAGUUAAAUUGACAAAUCCAAGCAAUCCUGAACUCAAGGGAGAGGUUGAUGACAAGUACCAGUACUCCUGUGACAGUGAAGACAGGAAGGUCCAUGGUUGGAUCAGCUUCAAACCUCCCAUUGGAUUCUGGGUGAUCAAUCCCAGCGGUGAAUCCGGUAUAGCUGGGCCUGUCAAGCAGGACCUCACCUCCCAUGUGGGCCCCACAAGCCUUGCGAUAUUUGCUAGUAAUCACUACUCUGGUGAGGAUCUAUCAGUGAAGUUCAGUAAUGGAGAGCAAUGGAAAAAGGUUCUUGGCCCUGUUUACAUAUAUCUUAACUCGGCCUCUGAUGGAGAACAUGCCACUAAACUUUGGGAUGAUGCAAAGCUACAGAUGUUGAAAGAAGUACAAAACUGGCCAUACAGUUUCCCAGCUUCAGAUGACUUCCCUUCUUUGGAUAAGCGUGGGAAUGUUAGUGGUCAAUUAUUUAUCCAAGACAGGUUCCUUCAAAAACAGAAUAUACCUGCAGAUUCUGCCUACUUGGGUUUGGCUGCACCAGGAAAUGUUGGAUCUUGGCAAAAAGAAAACAAGGGUUACCAGUUCUGGACUACAGCUAAUACCGAUGGAUCUUUCUCCAUAAAUGGUGUUAGACCUGGAAAUUAUAAUCUUUAUGGAUGGAUUCCUGGUUUUAUUGGAGAUUACAAAUAUGAAGCUAAUAUUACCAUCACCCCAGGAUCCAAAUUAAAUCUGGGUAAUCUUACAUAUGAACCACCAAGGCAAGGUCCUCUCUUGUGGGAGAUUGGAGUUCCUGAUCGUACCGCGGCGGAAUUUUUCGUGCCUAGUCCUGAUCCAAACUAUAUAAAUAAACUUUAUCUCAGCAAUCCAAAAGGCAAUGGUACAGAUUCAGCACCUGUGGAUACAUUUAGACAAUAUGGGCUGUGGGAGAGAUAUGCAGAAUUGUAUCCUGAGGAAGACCUUGUGUACACCAUUGGUACUAGUGACUACAGCAAAGACUGGUUCUUUGCUCAUGUUGAUAGAAGGAUUGAUAACAACACAUACAACGCAACCACAUGGCGGAUUAUCUUCAAACUUGACAUAGUGGCCAGUAACCCAAAUGGAACUUAUAUCCUGAGAGUGGCACUCGCUUCUGCUGCAAAUGCUGAGCUGCAGGUCCGGUUCAACAAUCUGACAGUGGAUCCUCCUCACUUCACAACUGGGGUAAUAGGGAAGGAUAAUGCAAUCGCAAGACAUGGAAUCCAUGGACUAUAUUGGCUUUUCAACAUUGAGAUAAGGAGUGAUUGGCUUAUUCUUGGAGAAAAUAUCAUAUAUUUGACCCAAACAAAACAUACAAGCCCGUUCCAAGGAAUCAUGUAUGAUUAUAUUCGUUUGGAAGGGCCCUCUACUUCCAGUUGAAAUGAUGUUAAUAAGGCUGAUUUUAUUUAUUUAUUUGUAAUUUUUUUUUCUUUUUAUUCCCUUUUAUUGGGGGGAAGGGAUUCCCAAAAUCAAUACAAACAUUCACUGGAGGCCGACGGGCAACAAAUGGGUUAUAAGAGGAACCAGUUAGUUUAGUGGGGAUGGCUGAGUCCUAAACCCUAUUGUCUAGUAUAGUUACAAGGCCAAUAUUUAACAAUGUUAUAGGUCUAUUUAUUUUAUAAUCUAAUUGAUAAAGUUUCUUUCA